Pecten maximus is the source of this 9038-nucleotide messenger RNA. Its product is annotated as serine/threonine-protein phosphatase 4 regulatory subunit 4-like. The record is from RefSeq and is a predicted model, not a curated record. Bases 263 to 3157 code for a protein of 964 amino acids. The transcript has 28 exons. Lineage: Eukaryota; Metazoa; Mollusca; Bivalvia; Pectinida; Pectinidae. Gene Ontology annotation, cellular component: protein serine/threonine phosphatase complex; cytosol. Gene Ontology annotation, molecular function: protein phosphatase regulator activity.
UGUCCAAACUCAGCAUCAGUUGCAUGGCUCACACAGUUGAUCAAUGUGGGUCGCAUUAGACUAGUGUAUUGGGACAGAGUUGUACACCAGACUGUUUACAAGUGUUUUCUGUCUAGGAUUGUAGUACUGUGACAACCAAUGGGCCACAAGUCCUGAGGAAGCUGACAGUGUGUCUUCAUAACUGUGUUGUGUUGGGAAAUAUCCUCGCAAAAAUGAUCUUAUAGUCUGAAUCAAUACUCCUCGGAAUAAUGUUGAAAAUGAUAUGGAGGAAAUAGAAGUGUUUUCAUGCAAGCCAUCCAGCACUGGAGAAAAUGUGAAACUCUUCCUGGAGGAGGAGGAGUGUUAUCCUUUUGACUGUGGUGAGGUGGUUGGCAUUGACAUCCCAGAUUCUGGCCAGGAAGUACAGAGGAUUAGUGUGAUCCACAAUCUGCCAGACUUACUACGAGACACAGAGAGCCAUGAUGAGUGUAUGCGAAGAGUCGUGCCUAAAGUGCGGGAGGUGCUGUAUGUGGCCCAGACGGAGAUGCAGCUGGCAGCUUCAUCAGCCUUCCUACAGAUUCUACAGAAAAACCUUGUCCCCAUACAAAACUACACACAGACAUUCCUACAGACCAUCCUCAACAGUGUGGACGCUAGAGAUCCAGAUGUGGCCAGUGCCUGGUUAGAGACUCUACUGGACGUCAUUGACCUACUCCCUAAAGAUAUCAUAAAGAAAGAGAUUUUGAACAUCGCCAUUGCUAAAGGCCAGCUAUCACAGGCGGUGCAUUCUCGCCUCUCUUGCUGUAAAAUCCUUGGAAAGAUUGCCACCAAGUUUGAACCAUUUGUAAUUAAAAAGGAAAUCCUGCCGGUGGUACAGUCACUCUGUCAGGAUGUGGAUUAUGAAGUGCGGGGAUGUAUGUGUCGACAGCUUGAUUCCGUGGCCCGGGGGUUAGGCCUUGAACCAACAAAAAGUGCAAUACUGCCUGAACUGGUGGAACUUACAAAUGAUGAGGAGGGCUUUGUACGAACAGCUGGUCUAGAAACAGUCGUCAGCAUACUUAGUCUGUUGGAUGAGGACACCUGCAAUAACACUAUCAUCCCCCUGGUGUGUAAGUUCUGUCAGCAGGCGAUGCAGAACGAAGAUAGUACCCUGCCAGUCGUAGCCAAACAACUCGGCCGCCUCGCUCACGGUCUACAAGCACAUCUGACAGACGAGCAGAAACAGUGGUUUGUAGACUACUACAGAAAGUUAUGUAGGGUCGGUCUUUCUUCUGAACGUGCCAAAAACACUAAGGAGGCGGAGUCUGAACAAUCCAAGGUUACAGACAUGCCACAAUCUGAUGAAGAUGAUCAGUGUUUAGAAUGUAGGAAAAAUGCUGCCUUUAAUUUUCCUGCGAUGUUUGUGUUUGUUGGACCCAAGCACUUCAAGGUCGACUUGCUGGGCAUUUUCUCUAGUCUCUGUAAAGAUCCGAACAGCCAAGUCAGGAAAACUGUGGCCAGUGGUUUCCAUGAGGUCACCAAGUUGUUAGGGUCACAGGUACAUAUACUUCAACACGACCUCAUCAACUUGCUCAAGGAUGAUUGUAUAGAUGUGUUGCGUGGUAUUUUGACGAACAUUGUUGAUAUUUUGGAUUCCUUCCUCGGUUCGUCCUCGAGCAAUCACACACUGUCCGAGGCAAAGAUGAACAGUCUAGGGGAGGUAAUUCCAGCGAUAUUGGCGUCGGAUGAGGUGGUGUCAAGUUUCAACAACUGGAGAUUACAAGAAGAACUAAUGACCAGUCUGGCAAGCUUGACCCGUUGUUGUUCCAACGAAGUCCUCUACACCAAAGUCAUACCUGUACUCUUCAACAAACUCAAAACGGCGCGAGCGAUACCUGUACGACAUGCCUGUGCGAGAUCAUCUCUUAUUAUCAUCCGGACACUUAAAAAACUGGAACAGAGGGAAGAACUUGUCAACCGCCUUGUUACAGAGUUCUGCCAUGGGAGGAGCUGUCAUCAAAGGAGCUUGUUCAUAGACAUUUGUAAAUUUGUGAUAGAACUAUAUUCUAAGACAUUUUUUAAGAAAUAUUUUUAUGAAGUUGUGUUAGAACUGCACAAGGAUCCAGUGCCUAAUAUACGAUUACGAUUGUGUUCAUUACUUCCACCCCUGAAGAGACUCAUCAAACUUCCGACGGACCGUAACCUGCUGCAGCAGCUGGAUCUGUGUGUGAGGAAGCUGCUGGUUGCAGAGAAGGACAAAGAUGUCCAGAACGCCAUUAAAGUGGCUGUUGAAGAAUUAGAUAAAAUUCAUGUUCAAAUGGAAUCGUUAUCUAGAAGGAUGCUGUUUGAACAAGAUCUAGUGGACCAGAAAAAGGAGGAUGAGGAAAAACUGCUCAUAGAAUUAGAAGAAAAAGACCAGAAAAAGGAAGAAGAAGCAGCAGAGAAAAAGAAAGGAGAAAAACGUAAUUCUGUGACCUCCGCUGCUACAAAAAAGGGGGAUAACGGAAGUAAAAUUCCUGGCCCACGCAAAGGUUCUAAAAAUUUAGCUGUAUCAGGCACGACAUCGCCAAACACAUCCACUACUAAAGAUCUCACCAGUUUUAAGUUUAUUUAUCCACCAUAUUUGCAACCUGAAGAUAUCCAGAACAGAAUUGGAAAAAAUAGCAUAGCCAAAUCAAAGUCGACAAACAGUUUGUCUCAGAUUCCUCGCCGAGGUAAGACAAUUACAGAAAAUAUAGGGAAACCAGACUCGCCCAAACCUAUUAGAAGCAAAAUACCGGCAGCCAAAGUCAAGACUCUGUCUAACAAUGACUCAGGGAAGAAAGACGCGACAGUCUCUAAGUCAAUGCCUAACAAGGCCCUGCCUCGGCUGAGUCGUCUCCCCUUGUACAGCUCCCAGCCAAAUCUACAUUCCUCUCAGAGCAAGUCCCCCGUUGGUCGAGGGUCAGGCAGCAAGACCGGCUCCGGUACCAGCAAGGGAGCUACAGCACGUUCAGGAGCACUACAGGCUCCCGGGAGUGCAGGAACUAGCAGUAGGGGAUCAACGACAGGCCUGGCCUCCAGUCCAAACAACUCCGGGAGGCGGGGUUCCUUUGGUAAUAUGGCCAGUAGUGAGUCGGCAUCAGUGAAAUCCUCUAAAGGAAGUAACGGUGCAGUUCCUAGUACUAAGGAGAAGAUUAAUAGGAAGAAAUCAAAAUGAAUUCAUCAUCCAUUGACAAAGAAAAUGUCUGUCCAAGAAACUGACCAUUGUAUAUAAACAGGUGUAAUAUGGACUGGUCAGUUGGCCUAUCUGUACAAGGGAGCACUGGUCAGACAUGAGGAAGGAGAGUGGGCCGGAUUAUUGAUACUGGUGUGUCAAUUGGUCAACCUACCUUCACAAUCCUCUGUUCACAGGGGUCAAUGAUCAGUGACCGAUGAUUGUAGAGCAAGUGAGCAUUGGCCAGCCAAAGGAGGAAGGCUGGACACAGGCUAACUGUUCACUUGUGCAAUUGCUGUUAACAGAGAACGUAAGCUGAGGAUGAUACCACGAAACAUUAGUGUCAUCAAUCCUGAGGAUGAUACCACGAAACAUUAGUGUCAUCAAUCCUGAGGAUGAUACCACGAAACAUUAGUGUCAUCAAUCCUGAGGAUGAUACCACGAAACAUCAGUGUCAUCAAUCCUGAGGUUAAUACCACGAAACAUUAAUGUCAUCAAUUCUGAGGAUGAUACCACAAAACAUUAGUGUCAUCAGUCCUGAGGAUGAUACCACAAAACAUUAGUGUCAUCAGUCCUGAGGAUGAUACCACGAAACAUUAGUGUCAUCAAUCCUGAGGAUGAUACCACGAAACAUUAGUGUCAUCAAUUCUGAGGUUAAUACCACGAAACAUUAGUGUCAUCAGUCUUGAGGUUAAUACCACGAAACAUUAGUGUCAUCAAUCUUGAAGAUGAUACCACGAAACAUUAGUGUCAUCAAAUCUGAGGUUAAUACCACGAAACAUUAGUGUCAUCAAUUCUGAGGAUGAUACCACGGAACAUUAGUGUUAUCAAUCUUAAAUAUGAUACCACGAAACAUUAACUUCCUCAAUCUUUAGGAUGAUGCAGUGAAAUGUUAAUGUCAUCAAUCCUAAGGAUGAUACCACAAAAAAUCAGCAUCAUGAACAUCGAGAAUGAUAACACAAAAUCUUAGUGUCAUCAGUCCUGAGGAUAAUACCACGAAACAUUAGUGUCAUCAGUCCUGAGGUUAAUACCACGAAACAUUAGCGUCAUCAAUCCUGAGGAUGAUACCAGAAAACAUUAGUGUCAUCAGUCCUGAGGAUGAUACCAUGUUACAUUAGCGUCAUCAAUCCUGAGGACGAUACCAUGUUACAUUAGCAUCAUCAAUCCUGAGGACGAUACCAUGUUACAUUAGCAUCAUCAAUCCUGAGGACGAUACCAUGUUACAUUAGCGUCAUCAAUCCUGAGGACGAUACCAUGUUACAUUAGCGUCAUCAAUCCUGAGGACGAUACCAUGUUACAUUAUUGUCAUCAAUCCUGAGGACGAUACCAUGUUACAUUAGCGUCAUCAAUCCUGAGGAUGAUACCCUGUUACAUUAGCGUCAUCAAUCCUGAGGACGAUACCAUGUUACAUUAGCGUCAUCAAUCCUGAGGAUGAUACCAUGUUACAUUAGCGUCAUCAGUCCUGAGGAUGAUACCACGAAACAUUAGUGUCAUCAAUCCUGAGGACGAUACCAUGUUACAUUAGCGUCAUCAGUCCUGAGGAUGAUACCACGAAACAUUAGUGUCAUCAAUCCUGAGGACGAUACCAUGUUACAUUAGCGUCAUCAAUCCUGAGGAUGAUACCAUGUUACAUUAGCGUCAUCAAUCCUGAGGACGAUACCAUGUUACAUUAGUGUCAUCAAUCCUGAGGACGAUACCAUGUUACAUUAGCUUCCUGUGGCUACAAAUACAGACAGUUAUAUGUUCUCAGUUCAGUUGUUUACUACUUCAGCUUCUAAUUGAUGACCAGAUACAAUUUAUUCCUGUUUUAAUUAAGAAUAUUUCAAAAUGUCCAGAGAAGUGUUCAUGUAUUAAAAAGUAAAACAAUAUACUGCUGAUACCACCUGUUACUGUUGUGUAAAGCUUCUGGCAAUCAGUGUUACAGUCUACCAGGCACCUGGCAUGCUCCUAGUAGUAGGGGCCAAAUGCGGUGCAGAUCCACAUGUGGUUCUGCUUGUCUACUUCUACAAAAAUUGCUGUGAUGAACAGAAGGAAACUUUCAUUAAAUUAUAAAACAUGCUUCAUACUUAGGAGAUAAUGGAGAAGAAUCCAUUCCAUUUCUCCUCUCCAGUAAUGUGAUGAUUCUUCCCUUCUGCUGUGAGACUUAAUAUCCCCUUAUAAAGAGGAUGUGAACUUUUGACCUUUUCUGCUGAUGUAUUGUGGGAAACACAAAGUGUUCUUUUCCUUUUUUAAUGUCUGAUAUGAUGUAAAGUAUGUAUGAUAGAUCAAUGAGUCCAUGAAAGAUGUUGUCUUUUUUUUUUUUUUUUUUUUUAAAUCUAUCGGAAGACUUUUUCCAAUAAGGCAUUUUUUUUGUUUUCGUUUUGUUUUGUGUUUUUUUUCCCCCAUAGAAAAAUUCACCGUAGAUAUUCAUAAUUUAUUUUUAUAGUCAAUUAAUUGUGAGGUUUGAAAUUAAGCCAUUCCAUGGACACAUCACUGCUGUCAUUGCUCAUGUGUGUGGAUCCUGUACUACAUCAACGGGAUCACUUAAUAUUUGAGACUGUAAUCAGAUAUUUACACGAAGUUUCAUAUUUUCUUAAUAAUCUGAACUUUUCAUCUUAGUCUUUUGCAAAAGAAAGUUUGACAGUGUUAAGUUAUAUCCUCUGGCUCAUUGUGUUAUUGAGGGAGAAAUACAAUCACUCGAACCAGAAGUAAACAUUAUAGGAAAGCGAGUAUCAUGAGUUUUUACUUAUAAACAAAAUCAAAAUGUCUUUGACUUUUCUUCUGGUAAUUAUCCUUUAGUAAAUUUUGAGCAAAAGUGAGAGAACUAAAAUAUCACGACCACUAAAAAUGAACCAAUUAUCUUACAUAUUAUGGAUGGCUUAGCAGACUUAAUCAUGACAUUUUAACUUUUAAAUGUCGCCAAUCAAUGCACAAUAGUCUAAUACAUGUUUGUUGAUAUAAGUGCUAUCUGAUUUAGAAAUACUUACGUUAAUAUAUUUAUUGUACAAAAACUUUGUACUGCUGAGGUCUUUAAGAAUCUUUUCAAUUGUCAAAAAGUCACCACUGUAGUAUAUGUGUUAGUAUAAUGAAUUGUGUAUAAGUAUUUCUUAUGAUAGAAUGAAAAUUGAUAUGAUGAUAGAGUAAAAUUAACAUGUUAGCAAAUUAAAUUUUUAUAAUAUUUUGACAUUAAAAUGUAAUGUGUCAACUGAUUAAAAAUCAGUAUGUUGACACAUUGAAAAUGGAUAUAUUUAUAUUCAAAAUUGAAUGUUGACAGAUUGAAGUUCAAUAUGUUGACAAAUUAGAAAUUCCCAUGUUGACAAGUAAGUGAGCUGUCACAGUGAACGUGGAUUGGUACGGGUUUACAUGUCCUACAUAUCACACUGGUUAAUUAGUGUACCAGCAAUACUAGCAAUACUAUCUGUACAGGGCCAGGCUGUAGACAAUGCUGUGUAUUCAUUGUUCCCUAACACAGCAAACCUACAGCCUCAAUUUAUCAUCAAACUGCAAUUCUUAUCAUUGUUUAUACUCCUAUGAUUUUUUUUUUUUUUUUUUUUUAUACAUUUUUGCACAUUUCCCCCUAUUUGUGUCUACUCCUGUUUACCCGGGUAUUUUCGUGAAAUAUUAUACAAUAAUGUAUAGGAAAUGCCUGAAUAUGUCUAGUGGCCUAUAUAUUUGGGAAUAUGCAUAAUUUGUGCCUUCAAGAGAAUGAUCGUCAGUAUAAUGAAAGUGACGAGGUUAUCACCUGUGAUCUCUAAUGAAAUUCCAAUUCUUGCUAGACUAGUCUGUAGCCGUAAUUAUUUCCUGAUCUUAGUAUUCCCUAUAAAUUGGUUUCCAUUGAGGAAUUUUAUCUGGUAUUUCUCUCUUUAAAACUUACAUCUGCACCAUCAGGAUUCUGUUGUAUGUAAUGGAUGUUGUUUGGAUAGGUAAACUCAGAAAUAAGAUUUGACCAUAUCUUAUUUAGAAUUCAUUUCCAUUUUGAGUAAUUAAUUGUUGCAGUGAAUGGAAGGAUUAAGAGGAUUACACUCUCCUAGCUUUUAUUUUGGUGCCUUAUUAUAUAAUAAUCUGACACUGUUCACAACUCACUGCAUAUUUUCUGUUCUGUUUCCAUUGAUUUUAGGAACAUUGAAGACCAGUUACAAUGAAGAUCAAAUUGUAUGCAAAAGACAUUCACCUAAAGUUGAUAACAUCACUGUAAAGUAAGACUAUCUUCCCCCCCUGUAUUUAAACAUUCACCUAAAGUUGUUAAGAUCACUGUAAAGUAAGGCUAUCUUCCCCCUCUGUAUUUAAACAUUCACCUGAAGUUGAUAACAUCACUGUAAAGUAAGACUAUCUCCCCCCUCUGUAUUUAAACAUUCACCUAAAGUUGAUAACAUCACUGUAAAGUCAGGCUAUCUUCCCCCUCUGUAUUUAAACAUUCACCUAAAGUUGUUAAGAUCACUGUAAAGUCAGGCUAUCUUCCCCCUCUGUAUUUAAACAUUCACCUAAAGUUGUUAACAUCACUGUAAAGUAAGGCUAUCUUCCCCCUCUGUAUUUAAACAUUCACCUAAAGUUGAUAACAUCACUGUAAAGUAAGGCUAUCUUCCCCCUCUGUAUUUAAACAUUCACCUAAAGUUGAUAACAUCACUGUAAAGUAAGGCUAUCUUCGACUUCUGUAUCUAAGGUUGGGAAUGCACUGACCAGACUCAGAGUAUUCUCCCUUAUAUAAUUUGUUAGAGUUACUCCCCUUGUACAGUAAUUGGAGAGUAUUCUCCCUUAUAUAAUUUGUUAAGAGUUACUCCCCUUGUACAGUAAUUCAGUACAACUUCCAUACUGGUCAACAGUAAGAAGUUUUAAUAAUGAUCAUAAUGAAAAAAGUUCUGUUUUGAAAUAUUCAAACUUUGAGCAAUAAGCAUUCUGGAAAAUCCUUAUAAAAUGCUUGCUUUAACAAACAUAUGUAUGAAAUGAUUUAUAAACAUCUAGAAGGCAUUCUUUACAAGGAAAACAUUACAUAUCAUGAAGGAGGAAGCUGUCCUUAUCUUGAAGUAUGGAAGUGGUGGAUAGAUCUUAUUAUUAUUUGAAUGGUCUUUUGCAUUCAAAAGUUGAUAAAAAUCAAAAUUACACACCACACUUUUAAUUUAGUGAAAGGAUGGAAUAAAUGAAUUAUUUAGGAAAAAAAAAAAAAAAAUCCAUUCCUAAAUUUUAUUUUCUUUGAACAGUUUAAGAAAAGGUUGGAAUUGUUACAAUUGUAAGUAAAAAGUCAAACAUUAUGAAUUAGAAUUAGUUGUACAGGACAUUCAUAAUGGGGCCAGUUGUAUCAUCAAUAGUUGAUACACCGGACCAAGUAGAUUCCAUUGUAUACAAGUUGUAGUUAUAAUCGUCCAUAUUUAUAAUUAUUGCUCUGAGAAAGUACAUUCCAUUCCAAAUGGCACGUUGAACUGACAUAUCAGGUUUUUGACUUGUUGUGUACAGAUUGAUGAACCAUAUAUAGAAUAAUUAGGGGAUAUGCUUUUGUAGCCCCAAGUUUUUCUUCUGUAAGGGAUAUUAUAACCGUGUGAAAUGCCAAACAACUCUAGACUGUCAUCCAAGUUUUCCUUUAUAAGGAAAACAGACAUGUACAAAACGUUCCUCAGGUCGACAGUGACAGUUUUGCAAUAUAUCGUGAAUAUAUGAUGUACUGGGAAAAUCCAGGCUGUAGACCCUGUCUGGCUGUGUGGGAGAGGUCAGAGGUGAAAGGUCGUGAGAGAAAGUGACUGAGGUUUAGGAGUGUGAAGUAUAUAAGAAGAGAUAUAAUUGCUGUGUGAAGUUCCAUUAGACCCAUCAGUGAGUUUGAUCUGAAUGUAAAUCUUAAGAAAUCUCUAGCUUCUGGGAAAAUGAAAUAUGUUCUGUGUAGGUUCACGAGCCAUGAAUAAAAGAAAGCUAAACAUUU